CCCCACCCCUGGUCACCCUGCCUGCUGCAGUACUGAGCCGACAAAAAUGGCUGACCUUCGAGCUCCGUCUACGGUUAACUCUGCCAACGGUUCUGCGGCAUCCACACCAACCUCACACGAUGACACAAUGGCAGCAACCACAACCCUACAGGAUCCCCAUGACAGAAACGUGAAGUCGGAAAAGAUCGUCUUCAAAAGGAAGGCUAUUGGAUCAUUAAAUCGUGAAAAGUUUUCCGAUGUCCCAUAUGUCGCUGUAUCUGCUGACAAUAAGAUCUUUGUGACUAGUGUCACUGGGCAGAUCCAAAUCUUCGCCAUGAAUGGGGCGUUCCUCCACUUCUUCUCAACAGUGGUACCGGGCGAAAACAUGCACAAAAUAAUGUACCCUUGUGGUCUUGCAUUUGACCAAAAGGGUCAUCUGUGGGUGGUGGGACGAGAAGGUAGCAAAGAUCGUGAUUCUCAUUUCAAUACGACCGUGGUGCAGUACAGUCCGGAGGGCCUGCCGCUGACCACGUUCCAGGUACGAACCUUUGAAUCUGAGUGGAACAAACGCAUGUAUGAUGCUGUGGGCACGGGCAACAACACAAUCAUCGUGACUGUGAAUAACGAUGUGAGGUCUGAAAUUGUCAUAUUUCUGCCAAACGGCUCGCUUUAUCAAAGAUUUGCAGUUAAAGACAUUUCAGCCAUCACUGCCGUGGUAUCAGACAGAGAUGGGAACAUUCUUACUACAGACAGUUUAAAUCACAUUGCUCGGGUACUGAAUCGCUCAGGACAUGAGCUGUUUCAAUUCGGAGGUUACGAUCUCAUGGGAAGCGACGAAGGUGUGUUGCGAUCACCGCACGGUAUCUGUGUGGACACGUUUGGUCACAUCAUCGUGACAAACUAUGGAAACGAACGGGUAGACAUGUUCACACGCCUGGGAGAAUUUGUCCGCACUGUUGCUGAUUCGAUCAUGGCGUGGAGCCUCGCCAUUGGACAGGGUGGACAGUUGGUGGUAACUGACAGGUACCGACUGAGUGUAACAGUUUUUCCACCUCAGACGGUACUUUCGUAAUGUUUGAACUUUGUGAAAGAGUUGGACUUUACCUUUUAUGACAAACAAUGUUUUAGUUCACUCUUCCCCCUGCUCUUUAAUGUAGAAGCAAACGAAUCCCAAGAAAUGGCUAACAAUCUUGGAAUCAAUGUAAAUAUCUGUUAUAGAUUUAUAAAGACUUCACACUUGACAACAACGGUGCCUCCGAAGGUUACAUAACAUAACGUUAGAGAUUGAAUCACAAACGAGAAGAUGUAUCAAUGGAGUGAGACAAAACUUCUUCGCACCACCCUUACAGAAAGGCUGAUAAAGUACACAGGAGAUGUGCUUAGAAUGCCUGUGGAUAGACACGCUAAAACAGCACUGCACUGGCAACCUUACAAUGGAAAAAGAAAACGGAGAAGACCAAAUUUACUAGUAUGUUGGAGGCACAUGCUACAGAGGGACCUUGGCAAAUUGUGAAUUAAGUGAAGGAAGCGGAAACCAUUUGCC
This is a messenger RNA of Branchiostoma floridae (Florida lancelet), 1522 nucleotides long. Its product is annotated as tripartite motif-containing protein 3-like. The record is from RefSeq and is a predicted model, not a curated record. The transcript is spliced from 3 exons. Lineage: Eukaryota; Metazoa; Chordata; Leptocardii; Amphioxiformes; Branchiostomatidae. Gene Ontology annotation, biological process: negative regulation of translation; proteasome-mediated ubiquitin-dependent protein catabolic process; protein polyubiquitination. Bases 47 to 1051 code for a protein of 334 amino acids. Gene Ontology annotation, molecular function: protein binding; ubiquitin protein ligase activity; translation repressor activity.